Mesorhabditis belari is the source of this 1146-nucleotide messenger RNA. Lineage: Eukaryota; Metazoa; Nematoda; Chromadorea; Rhabditida; Rhabditidae. The record is from the annotation of a GenBank genome assembly.
AUGACCCGUGUCCCGGUCGGUUCUUGUGAUUUCUCGACUCGUCCCUAUUCCCUUUGUGACACGGUCGGCGACUUCAAUAUGACGACUUUCAAGCUCGUCGAUGAGGAUACGAAAUUGAAGGUUCCCCUUCUCCAGCAAGCGCUCGCUUUGGCGAAAGGCACCGGCACCGAGUUGAAGCUUUUCGCGAACGCAUGGAGCUCGCCUGGAUGGAUGAAAAAUACGGGUAGAAUGAAGGGUGGCGGCUUUCUCCUCGGCUCAACGAAUGGUCCAUACUACAUGGCUUUCGCCACCUACUAUCGACGCUUUUUCGAGGAGUACUCGAAAUUGGGCGUGAAUUUCUGGGGGAUGACGCCCGAGAAUGAGCCCACCGAGGCGGCGAAUCCGGAUUACGGAUGGCAAGCGCUUUUCUUCAAUGGAUCACUUGAAAGAGAUUUUAUCAAGUACUCGCUCGGUCCGCAGCUGAAAUCGUCGGAUGUCACGAAAAACCUCAAAAUCAUGAUCGGCGAUGAUCAACGCUACGUUUAUCCGGCUUUUGCCGAUGUCAUUCUCAGCGAUCCCGAAUCGGCGAAAUACGUGGACGGGAUUGCCGUGCAUUGGUACGAUGAUAACAACACUGGGCCGGGAGUACUUGAUACGCUCAACUCGAGAUAUCCAAGCAAAUGGAUCAUGUACACAGAGGCUUGCUCAUGGUGGAAAGCCUCAAAUGGAGAUGUUGUCCUUGGUGCCUGGUGGGGAGUGGAUCAGUAUGCGCACAAUAUCAUCGAAGAUCUCAAUCAUUGGGCGACCGGGUGGAACGAUUGGAAUCUCAUUCUCGAUAUUGAGGGUGGCCCGAACUGGGUGGGAAAUUUCGUGGACGCCCCGAUGACCUCGUUGCCGACAACCGAUGAAUUCAUCAAAAAUCCAAUGUUCUACGGAUUGGGACAUUUCAGUAAAUUCCUUCGCCCUGGAUACAUUCGGGUGCACAUCGCGUUGCCGUCCAGUUUGGAAGGAACCGCUUUCAUUUCUUCCGACGGCUCGCAAAAAGUAGCCGUCAUUCUCAACCGAAAUAUCAAGAAUGGUGUCGAUUUCUCUCUGCAGGACACCACAAAUAGUGCCGGUUACGCGAACAUCCACAUCGGCCCGGCCUCAAUCAUCACCGUUAUUUGG